CCAGAGUAUUGAGUUUCUGCACCAAAGAAAUUGUAGACAUACUGCUGAAUUCACUCUUAGUAUUUAAUCUACAAGCACUUUUUGAUGUCAGUGACUAAAUUGCGUUUUUGGAAGUCUAACAUUUAUUGCAUGUUUCUUAAGGACAGAAGAACUGUUAUAUACCUGCAACAAGUUUUUAUUUGAGAAAUAUUAUUCAGAGGAUGAAUUAAGGAAUAUAGUCUCUGGUCUUCAAAGCUGAAGUGAUUUUUUAAAGAAGAAGAGUGUCACUGAACAUGGAAAAACGGCACAUAAAGAAAGAAAUUGAAAAAUUGCUGAAACAUUAUAUUGGCACGAGACUUCGUGAAAACAGCUUUGAUCCCAAGGGUAAAGUGGAAUCAGUGGAGUCAUCCUACUUCAAUGAUUUGGCACAUUACGAUUUGGCGAUCAAUGUUGCUUUGCUUUGGCUGAAUGAAGAAGAAGAUCAGAAAGUUCUUGAAAGUGAAAAAUUGGUAAUUUCACGUCGUGCUAGGUCGAACUACCCAAAUGAAAUGGAGCGAGAAGCAAUGAUACUCUCUUCCUUUGCUGGAAUUCUAAUGAACAGUAUCCCACUAGAAGACAUUCUAAAGAUUUACAGAUAUAGGCCCUCAACUACUCAGUUCUGUAAGACAAUUACGACAAAUGUUCAAUCAUCCAGCAUUUCCUUGCACCCUUUUGCAAUGCUGACUGCUGCUUGUGCAGCAAAGCAUACUACAAAACAGGGUAUCAAACCUAAAGUGGGAAAAACUGCUUCAAAGCAGAACUUUAAGGGUCCUUCUACAGCAAUUCGAGCAGCUCACCAGCCUGAUGGUAGUUGUGAUGUUAUGCAGCAGAAUGCACAAUGUACAUCCAGUACAAAGAAUUUAAAGAAGAGAUGUGAUUUUGAAGGAGUUGCAGUAAAUACCACAGCCAGAGACUCUAUGUUUUGGAUGGCCGAUUGAAGGAUUCAAGUGGCCGACCUGAAGAUGAAAAGCUCAAUAUCUAACUUGAGUUUGGAAGAAAUAGAUGAUCAAUUUGCUCUCAUUCGUGACAAAAGAGAGAAAAUGUCCCUGUGCUCAAGAAUUUAUCAUUGCAAUUAAAAUUUGCAUAUGAACAAUUUUAAUAAAAUGCAAACCUUUUGUCCUCUACGAAUGAUAUGGUGAAAUACAUUUUAUUUAUAAAGCUGUUUGGCUGAUAAAAUAUGCCUGAAUUUGCAACAUCAAAUGUUAUGGAAAACUGAGCACUUGUAAUUUGAAAUUCUGUUUUUAAAUAAA
This is a messenger RNA of Chiloscyllium plagiosum (whitespotted bambooshark), 1268 nucleotides long. RefSeq names its product chromosome 9 C2orf80 homolog (gene c9h2orf80). Lineage: Eukaryota; Metazoa; Chordata; Chondrichthyes; Orectolobiformes; Hemiscylliidae. The record is from RefSeq and is a predicted model, not a curated record.